Molecule: messenger RNA, 1194 nt
Organism: Zerene cesonia (dogface butterfly)
Lineage: Eukaryota; Metazoa; Arthropoda; Insecta; Lepidoptera; Pieridae
Exons: 2
Coding region: 1-1194 (397 amino acids)
Source: RefSeq, a predicted model, not a curated record
AUGCAGUAUAUUCCCGAAGAUCGUCUCAACGAUAUUCUAAGUGAAGUUGCAAGAAAAAUCAAUCUAAAAAGAUGGAGAUAUACUUGCCAAAACAGCAUGGAUGCAAUUGAAAAUUACUUCGGUGUUUUAGUUCCAGCGACAAUACACAGCUCUAAAAAUAUGAACACAUCUGAAGAUGAUAUUAAACUUCAUUUAUUAAUUAAAAUUACUCCAAAUAAUAUUGAAGGAAGGCUAAAGCAAGUUUUCAGUUACUUAUUUGAAGCGGAGGUUUUCUUCUACACUGCUUUACGUCCUAUGUUUUCUGAAUUAUCUGCUGUGAGUAUAGAUGGCUUAAUACCGAAUUGUUAUCAUACUGAAUUAGAACCAGAUAAGCAAGUAAUAGUUUUACAAGACAUGACCUUUGAAGGGUACCGAAGAUAUACGGCUCAUAGGUUUCUAGAUUUUGAACAUUUAGUUGUGGCUUUAAAAACGCUUGCAAAAUUUCAUGCUGUUUCCGUGAUAGUAGUAGAAAAAGGCAACGUGUCCGAUAGUAAUAACGUAAUAGCUCCAUAUACCGACGAAUACCCUGUAGAGUUGAAUACAGCUUUGAAAUUGGCUCUAAAGAAUCAUUGUAGAUACUUCAGUGGCACCAAGUAUGAAACUUAUCUCCAGGGUUUGAUAUCCAGGUAUUCAAGUGCUUGUUUGGAUAGCUUUAAAAAAGCACGACGAUUGAUCUGUGGACAUGGAGAUUACUGGAAGGAAAAUAUUUUAUUUAAAUAUAAGGAAAAUAAACCCGACCGAGCUUGUAUCGUGGACUUUCAAACUGUACGAUUCUUGAGCCCCUCGCAAGACUUCCUAAGUUUUAUUCUUGUAAGCACCGAUAAGACGACUAGGUCAACUCAUUACGACGAAUUGAUGUCUACAUACAUCGCAGCUGUAACUGAUAUACUUAUUGUUUCCAAUGACAACCUGGCCAAAUCGUUUAUUGAUGAUUUUAAACAAGAUCUUAAGGUUGUUGCUGAAAACUGUUUGAUUACGUCAUUUAUGGGAUUCGCCUUAUGGUAUGGAUUGGAAGAAGAUACCCUCUUGCAAAGUAAAAAUACAACCGAUAAAAAUAUUUUAAAAUUCACAGAGACGAUUGGAAACGCUAUUGAUGAUUUGGAAAGACUUGGUUACAUUACUAUUGAUAACAAGGAACAAAGUGUUUUUGAUUAA